Molecule: messenger RNA, 1970 nt
Organism: Melospiza georgiana
Lineage: Eukaryota; Metazoa; Chordata; Aves; Passeriformes; Passerellidae
Gene: LRRTM2
Product: leucine rich repeat transmembrane neuronal 2
Exons: 2
Coding region: 405-1958 (517 amino acids)
Cellular component (GO): extracellular matrix
Molecular function (GO): protein binding
Source: RefSeq, a predicted model, not a curated record
AAAUCCAUUCUUGUACCGCUUCCCUGAAAAGCUUUUCAGUAAAUGCACUCAUGCUACUACAGGAGCUUCUCUCAGCAAUAAGCCACCCAUCUGCCAUCAACAAGUUAGGACUAAAGGAAGCCACAGCUGCGGAAAAGGAAAACGUGAGCUUCAAUUAACCAGCUGAGCAGCCACGGAGGACGAAAACUUGUGUUAAGAUUUAAAAAUUGCAGACCUGUCAGAGGAGAUCAAGGCAGCAAUUUCAAAAGGAAUAUUCCAAUAGAGCAUCGUGGAUUUUGCACUAAUAUCAAAGGACACUAAACCCAGUCAAUUAUUCAAGGCUGUCUUACAUUAGAGCCUUUCACAGACUCACGGCGUUGAGUCUCAAACUACGACUGAAUGCACCCUCCAAUGUACUCAAAAGAAUGGGCUUACAUUUCAAGUGGCCAUUAGAGGCUCGUAUGCUGGCAGCACUAUAUGCAAUGAGUAUGGUUUUAAAAAUGCUGCCUGCCUUGGGCAUGGCUUGUCCACCAAAAUGUCGCUGUGAGAAGCUGCUCUUUUACUGUGACUCUCAGGGGUUUCACUCAGUGCCAAACACCACUGAAAAGGGCUCGCUAGGUUUGUCACUGAGGCACAAUUAUAUUACUGAACUUGAAAGGGAUCAAUUUGCAAGCUUCAGUCAACUUACUUGGCUUCACUUAGAUCAUAAUCAAAUUGCAACAGUCAGAGAAGAUUCUUUUCAAGGACUGUAUAAACUUAAGGAAUUAGUCUUAAGUUCCAACAAAAUCUUUCAUUUGCCAAACACAACUUUUAGCCAGCUGCUUAACCUGCAGAAUUUGGACCUCUCUUUUAAUCAGUUAUCCUCUCUGCACCCCGAGCUCUUCUACGGCCUUCGCAAGCUACAGACCUUGCACUUGCGAUCCAACUCCCUGCGGACCAUCCCGGUCCGCCUGUUCUGGGACUGUCGUAGCCUGGAAUUCCUGGAUUUGAGCACAAAUCGCUUGCGAAGUUUGGCUCGCAAUGGAUUUGCGGGAUUAAUCAAGCUGAGGGAGCUUCACCUAGAGCACAACCAGCUGACAAAGAUUAAUUUUGCUCACUUCCUCCGGCUGAGCAGCCUGCACACGCUCUUCUUGCAGUGGAACAAAAUUAGCAACUUGACAUGUGGGAUGGAGUGGACCUGGGGCACCUUAGCAAAGCUCGAUUUGACUGGAAACGAAAUCAAAGCCAUCGACCUCACCGUCUUUGAAACUAUGCCUAACCUUAAAACCCUCCUCAUGGAUAACAACAAGCUCACCACUCUGGAUUCCAAAAUCCUGAGCUCACUGACAUCCCUCACCACCGUGGGCCUCUCCGGCAAUCUGUGGGAAUGCAGCUCAAAGAUCUGCGCCUUGGCCACAUGGUUGAGUGGCUUCCAAGGUCGGUGGGAGCACGCCAUCCUCUGCCACAGCCCCGACCACACCCAGGGAGAGGAUAUUCUGGAUGCAGUGUAUGGCUUUCAGCUUUGCUGGAAUUUAUCGACUGUGGUUACCCCUGUGGCUACGACACCGUACACAGCUCCAACUACCGAGUACACGAAAAGAAUAAGCUCUUCUCAUUUCCAUGUGGGAGACAAAGAGAUUCCAACUACAGCAGGCAUGGUCGUUACCACCGAAGAACAGUUCCCCGAGCCAAACAAUGCCAUCUUCACUCAGAGGGUAAUUACAGGAACAAUGGCUUUAUUGUUUUCUUUCUUUUUUAUCAUUUUUAUAGUGUUCAUCUCCAGGAAGUGCUGCCCUCCCACACUAAGAAGAAUUAGGCAGUGCUCAAUGAUUCAAAACCACAGGCAGCUCCGAUCCCAAACGCGGCUGCAUAUGGCCAAUAUGUCAGACCAAGGACCCUAUAACGAGUACGAACCCACCCACGAAGGACCCUUCAUCAUCAUCAAUGGCUACGGACAGUGCAAGUGCCAGCAGCUGCCCUAUAAAGAAUGUGAAGUAUAAUACCUACAGCCC